GGGGAAUAUUCGGUAAAAGAUAAAAAAAUAUCACACGUUUGGACAGAAUAACGACAGAGUAUUAGGCAUAUUUGCUCUACCAAUAAAUUGCAAGAUGUAACUUUACCUUCCCUCCUAAUGACACUACAUACAGCCGUCAAACAAUUCUGUUUGGGAAACGAAUAUUAUUUUAUCUCAAGGUUAUUUUUUCAGCUGCUUUUAUAACCGAUGAAUAUUAUUUGUACGUGUAUCUACCAGUCUACAGCGUAUGACUAGAAUGAAAAAUGCAUUUGCGCUGCCAACGGCUGACUAGAAUUGUAAAGUGAAAUAAAAAAAAAUGAAGAUGUCGUCAAACAGCUAUGAAGUGACAGGGUUAUUAGACAAGGAAAAUAUAUAGAUUUUUUGACAGAAGGGCUAGAGGACGGAAACUAUGUGAGAUAAAAGAACACAAUUAAAUGUCCGCAACAAUAAGAAAAACAGGAUUGAUAGGAAACCUCAAAGGAAAUCUCUUUGAUCGACGCCCACUAUACCGUAUUCUCUUGUCAAGUUCGUCUGGUAACUUUCUCUUUCACUUUCCCACAAAAUAAUUUCCUGCAUAGUAUUGAUAAAAAUGAAGAGAGGAGGAAAGUGUCUAACCAUUAGCAUAUACAUGUAUACACACAUAAUGAUGAUGAAGAGAAAAUAGUUGUACAAUUAUUGUGACGCAUCGAAAGCAGCGAGUUCUUACUGACUUUGUGGUCCACGAAUUGAGAUAUUUUCAGCACGUACAUUUUGUUACAUAUUUUUUUUUUCAUACCAGCAUUACGACCACACUUGAUUAAUCCGAACAAAACACCGCAACUAAAAUAAAGUUCAUUUACAACAAAUCACAUAAUUAGCGGGUAUAGGGGUAAAAUAUGAGGGCAUAUAGUCCCCCCGGAUAAAACAAUCGAAAAUACUAUCUACAUGUAGCUAUUAUGCCAAGAUAGUUAUGAUUGUGAGUCGUGUUGAAUGUUGUGAAAACUUGUGAUACCAACAACUGCCCAAAGUUUGACAUGCAUAAUGUGGUUCUGAUUUUGAAUAAAACUUCCUCGCACUGCAAUCAUUCUGUUAUAUAUUGUUUAUUUCAUUAUGUUUCAAUUACUUCCAAAGACAAAAUCUUGAGUUUUAUUCAAUAUGUCAAACCAUUGAAAAUAGACAACACUGCAUCGUACGCCUGCCCCAUACAUCCUCCUCCUUACCUCCUCUCUUACUGAAAAUUGACGCAAGUGAAAGUUUCGCCACAGAUUGUAGUCUCCUGUAAACAAAUGCAUUUGGUCUUGACACCCUCUCAAGAUUCGUUGUUAUCAUUUCUUCUUUUUUGUUACUUUUCCCUGCAGGAUGGAUCGGGUCAGUAGCCUUUGGGAUAAUGUUCGCAGCAUCGCCGAUCUCGACCGGUCUGUUCAAGCGCUUCGGACAUCGUAAAGUCGCCAUCGUCGGCGUUCUCCUUUGCAGCGCCGGUCUCCUCCUCUCGGCCGCCGUGCCCAACCCCUACUACCUUUUCGCCACCUACAGUCUCCUGUUCGGUGUCGGCAGCAACUUCAUCGAUAACACAUCAUUAAAUUUGAUCGGCACCUACUUCCCGAGGAAGAACAGCGCCCGUGCAUCUUGUUUCGCCACUCUUGGAUGGAGUAUAGGUUCACUUGCUCUAAAUCCCGCCGUCGAGAUCCUUUGCGAGAAAUUCGGCUGGCGUAAGACCUUCAUCAUCCUGGGCUGUUGUCUCCUAGUACACGGACUCGUCUGCGCUGCUCUCUUCAGGAAGAAAAUCGACUACGUGGAAAUUGAAAUCUCAGAAGAGGAAGACUCGGAGAACAGGGAAGAAUAUUACAAUGAUGAUGAGAUCAACACCGGUGAUGAUGUAUUCAAAGCACAGCAGACAAAUGGGUAUAUCCCAGUCAAAGGAAACUUCCAAAUUGGCGAACCAGUUCUUCUUAGCACGCAACUUUCAACCAUCGAGGAAUCUGCACUCAGCAACGAGAAUAUCAAUCAGAACUGCCAUACUGGUACGGCGCCAGUGCAGAGGAAAGAAAGCGUAUCAUUCGCUCCAACAACUCAGCUACCAAGCGACGGGGAGGAAGGGCUCCCGCGUAACGAUAGCAACGUAUCACAGAUGUCAAGUAAUGGCUCAAGAAAAGACAGUAGGUCGAACUCUAGAGGACGUCAGGGAAGCAGCAACUCAGGGAAGAAUGACCAGAAUGGUAGGAAAGAGAGCUCGAUCUCCCGGAAAGACAGCACAGGCAAGAUGAGGAGAAAUAGCUCCAUGAGCAGCAGACGUGAUAGCAUCGUUAGUUUUAUCAGGAGAGAUAGCACAUGGUCAAGAAGAGAUAGUACACGGUCAAGAAGGAUUCCCAUACCAGACAACACGCCGAAGCAUACAACCAAACAGUACAUCAAGGCUUUCUUACACACGAUGAAGGCGCCAGGCAUCUUAUUAUGGGGGGCCGCCAACAUUCUCAUGAACAUGUCGCUCAUCUUUCCUUUCGUUAAUUUUAUAAAAUACAUGGAAACUAUUGGCAUCCCAUCAGCAAAAGGUGUCCACGUCCUCAUGGUCUUCGGGUUGUCGGACAUGGUCGGUCGAGGUAGUUCGGCUAUGUUUGGAGAUUACAUCCCUUUCCACACCGUAUACGUCUACCCGAUCUGUAACCUCAUCAUGGGUGCUGUGACGAUGUGUCUGCUGGUCAUUGACACCAUUCCAGGACUCUACGGUUACGCAAUAGUUGUAGGUACCCUGACAGGAAUUGUAAAUAGUAUGCUGCUCAAAGUUUCAAUGGAUCUAUUUGGUCAUAAGCUAUUAGCCGAGGCAUGGACAUUGACUCUUCUAGCCGCUGGCAUCGGUAUCACAUUCGGUCCUUCAAUAGCAGGUGCAUCAUACGAUUUAACGCAGUCGUUCGAUGUCGCUUUCUACAUCGGGGGUGGUAUCUACCUCCUUGCAGCCGUCGUUACCCUUGCCAUCCCUUUCGUCCAGAGGUGGAAGAAAUGGGUUCCAGAGAAGAAGUCCAAACCAGGGCUAGAUGCCUUGCCAGAGGAUGCCCUCCCUGAAAACUUAAGGAGACUAUCCAUCAAGCCUCUGGAAGACUCCAUGGCGAAGGCGGAGCAGCAGAAACAACAAACAGAAGAACUUGAAAAGAGUGCGAAACGACUGGAGGAGAGACUGACCAUUGUUUAGAAGUCUCCUUGAAAGAAAAAAAAAAACAGAAAUCGCCUUUGUGACAGGGUCCUUGUCAUGUUUGAGGUGACAGCGAAAUGGGUGCUCAGGGUUUGCUUUUGAAACAGGAACGACGCGCAGUCGGAUCCCUGGCCCGCCCUCACCCGGACCCGCCUCUCGUUAUAUCUUUGCUUUAUUCACGAACAACUCGCCAAAGUUUCUCGCAAUAUUUAUAUGCUAUUCUGUGGGUUGUAUGCUAGUAUUGUAUUAUAGUGAGAGAAAGAAACAAGUCAAUCAAGCUUGAGAACCGUCUUGAAAAUAGUGCCUCAGAUCAUUUUUGUCAUCUCGUCAAUGUACUGACCUUUAUCUUGUGGUAUUAAAUUAUGAGCACAAAAAGGUGUUUCACGCAAACCUCAUAAUCUGUUAAAUUAACAGAUGCAACGUAAUGUGUGUGUGUAGAAUUCAUUUUACUUUCAAACGCUUGAAAAGAUGCCAUUUAAAAAUGCAUCUUUCUGGGUAUGGUUCUGAUAAAGAAUCAGACACAAUCAUUAUUACCCUAAUUAUAUUAUGAUCAUGAUAUUUUUAUGAUAUUAUUGUGCAGAUUGUACAUAAACAGGAGAAGUUAUAUCCUCCUUCAGCUCUAUUUAAACCAAUGCUUGGUGAUUAUAUUUAAAUUGUAAAUAGAUUUUCAAACAAAGAACAUUGCAUAUGUGUGUUAUGCAUUUUCCCGAUAAAGCAAACUAUCUGCAUUGCUUAUAUCAUAAUGAUCUAUUAACGAUUCCGUUGCAUAAUGAUCUAUGAACGAGGAUUCUGUUGUUCAUUUUUAAUGAUAUUACGGACGAUUCUGUUACUUUUUAUAAUGAUCUAUAAACGACGAUUCUGUUGCCUAUUAGGGACGGCCAUUCUCAUUUCUAAAUUUUGCUCCUUUGAAAACGGAGUGCAAUCAAUUUGAAGAUUUUCUUUGUCUUUCGAAUGAUACGCUGCAAAGUAUAUAUCUUAUAGUUGUACUUUAAGCAUUCAUUCUUGCAUCUUAUUACGAGGAAGCUUUAUCAUGGUCAAGCAAGUAAAAUUGAAACAUGGGCUUCAUGCUAUUGGAUGUAAAAAAUAUUCCCGAUCUAGGUUGACAGGAUAUCAUUUUUUUUUCUCGAGAAUAUCUUUUUUGCCCAUCUUAUUAUGUCUUUGUAACUGUGUUAAUUGUGUAGCAUUGUAACGUUUGAAACCACAUUUUCCUUUUUAAUAUUUUAAAUUCGUAAUGUUUUAACUAAAUCUUUCAGUAUCAUAAUCAUAUAAGCCUUCUAUUUAAUGAGUGCACUGUAUCAUAGUUAUCUUGCUCUGUCCAAAGCAAAUCAAUACUAUAUCGAUAAUGCAAUGUCCUUGUAUGUAGUAUUUAUUUUGGUUAUAGUUUGUAUGAUUUCGUUCAGUAGGAAAACCCUCUUGGUGUAAAUAAUAUUUGUGAUGAGAUUUCUUAAUAUCUUGCCACUAUUAGUAAAUCACGAUCGUAUCCUAAUUAUAAAAAAGUAUAUCAUUAUUAGUAGCAAAUUAGUUUUAACCCCCCCAAAAAAAAAAUCAAAACAAACCCGCUGUUAACUCGAGUAACCCUGAUACUUUAUCAUCUCAUCAACCUCAUCCAAACAUUUUAUUUUGAAUAUUUCAACUCAUAUGGUUUGGAAAAUGUCUGCUACACGAAAUUUUAUUGAUAUUAUCGAAUGAAUUUAGGACUGCACAUGUAUUUUGUUAUUAAAGUGUGUUAUGGAUCUUUUACUAGAGUUGGUAGAUGAAUUUUGCAAUGUGGGAAAAAUUUUAAUAUACGAAUUAUACGAUACUCGCAUGCUUAAUUCUCUUUCUCACUUUAUAACUUUCGAGUUCAUGUCACGUAUCACUUGUUAUAAUGACGUCACAAUUACUGAAUGUGUAGAGUGAAUUUGGUGGUAUAGCAUGCCGAUAAUAAUAAUGCAAAGUAAUAUGAGAGCAUCACCUCUCUCAUCACCUCUUGCUCCCUUUCAUCACCUCUCUCCCCUUCUCUCCAACUCUUACUCCCUCUCCUCAACUCUUAUUCCCAUUUUUCCUUUUGUUUAUUUCUUACCCUGCAUGCUCUGUCUAGUUCAGAGAGAUUAAAGUAGGCCAUCUGUUCAUCAUUAUUAUUACAGAACAGUCGUUGCACAUUAAUACACCAUGCUAGAGGAACAAUCCUAGGGUAUAUAAUGUCGAUCUGUGCGAAUCACAUUUUGCAAAAUGUAUAUGAAACAUUCAAAACAUGGUAUUAUAUCAGUCGGUAAGCCUGAUGUUUGAAGCUGCAGUGUAAAUGUCACUAAUGGGCCUAUACCUAUUGUUGUGACUUGCACGUUGUUUAAAUAUUAAAGAGAUUUAUUAGCGAUUUAUGUUUAUUAACAAUGGAGGGAAACACAAAGAGGGGGUCACUGUUAUGCCUGAAACUUCCACCACGCAGGUUAUUUUUUGCAGCCACGUGAACGGAAACGUCUUUGGAAAUAACGUGUUAGAUUCGAUUGACCUGGAGUCUGUUUCGUUGGUGUGACGUCAUGUGUGACGUUGGUGUAACUAAUGGUAUAUUGAAAAAAAAGGUAAUGUAGUAGUAAUUAUUUGUGUACAUGAAAUAUUGACAUGCUGUAUGUAUUGUUUAGUAAUUAUCGUGCCUUGAUUUGUGGCAAUUUUGGUACAAUGUUAUAAUGCUCCCUUUUUUCGGUAGUCAAGUCAACGUUUUCGACUAGGCAUACUGUGUUAUCUUCUCGAGCUGUCGAUGUCAUGUGAAUAUUCGUUUAAAAAAUACUUUUUUUCUUGAGAAAGAAACCAAUAAAAAAAUUCAAAAUGAAA
Lytechinus pictus (painted urchin) is the source of this 5971-nucleotide messenger RNA. RefSeq lists its product as uncharacterized. NCBI's taxonomy places the organism in Eukaryota, Metazoa, Echinodermata, Echinoidea, Temnopleuroida, Toxopneustidae. The transcript is spliced from 5 exons. Bases 1367 to 3163 code for a protein of 598 amino acids. Gene Ontology annotation, biological process: transmembrane transport. Gene Ontology annotation, cellular component: membrane. The record is from RefSeq and is a predicted model, not a curated record. Gene Ontology annotation, molecular function: monocarboxylic acid transmembrane transporter activity.